Acyrthosiphon pisum (pea aphid) is the source of this 423-nucleotide messenger RNA. RefSeq lists its product as uncharacterized. The coding region runs from base 1 to 423 and encodes 140 amino acids. The record is from RefSeq and is a predicted model, not a curated record. The transcript has 2 exons. Lineage: Eukaryota; Metazoa; Arthropoda; Insecta; Hemiptera; Aphididae.
AUGCCGGAAAAAUGUGUUAUUAUCGGGGAUUAUGCUUUUCCACUAAGAACAAACUUAUUGAAGCCAUAUCGCAAAACUGGACUUAAUAAUUCUGAAAUUAUAUUUAACUAUCGUCUUUCACGUGCCAGAAGGGUAGUGGAAAAUUUGUUUGGCAUAUUAGUGUGGUGGUUCAGAAUAUUUUCAAAACCAAUUGAUCUAAAAUCAAAAACAAUAGACAAAGCAGUUGAUCGAGAGGAUCUGAACAAUGGCAAUAUUAUUUCUGGGGAAUGGAGAGAACAUGUUAAUAGUCUAGAUUCCGUUAGUCAAAUUGGCAGUAAUAAUUAUAAACGAGCUGCUGAAGAAGUUAGAAAUUUAUUAGCAAAAUAUUUUAUGGAGGUAAAUCCUUUACCUUGGCAGUGGGAAAAAGUUGGUAUAACUAUAUAA